AUGGAUCUGCGAAUUCCGCGCAUCGAAAUCAGACGAACGUCUAGCGAUACUCAGUUGGACAAGGUAAACCUAAAAUCGGCGAAUAUCUACAACAUCCACGGCCUAGCCAGCUCACAGGCUUCGCUCAGUGUUCCCGCCAUUCACAAGGACGUCACCGGCUACCGGGGAAGCAAUGACUUCAUUUUAUCCGACGACAGAAAGUCCACCUUGGACCAAAUACGGGAGAUUGGACCUUGGUGCCGACGGAAAGCUCGAAACGUGUUUCGGAAGAAAAUCCUCUACAAGCGGGUUCCGGUGUUGAACUGGCUGCCGAGGUACAGCGCGGAUGACGCCAUCGGAGAUUUCGUUGCCGGUUUGACGGUCGGCCUGACGGUUAUUCCGCAAGCGUUGGCUUACAGCAGCAUCGCCGGUUUGCCGGCCGCAUACGGUUUGUAUGGUUCCUUCAUCGGUUGUUUCGUGUACAUCUUCCUUGGAUCAUGCAAAGACGUUCCGAUGGGUCCCACGGCUAUUGCCUCGCUGCUGACGUUCCAGGUUUGCGACGGAAUUUGGGAACGAGCCGUUCUAUUGUGUUUUUUAACCGGUUUGAUUGAACUACUGAUGGGGCUUCUUGGGCUUGGAUUCCUGAUAGACUUUGUGUCCGGUCCGGUGAGCUCCGGCUUCACUUCGGCUGCCGCACUCAUCAUCCUUAGCUCGCAGGUAAAAGAUUUACUUGGGAUUGUGGCAAAAGGGAAUACUUUUAUUCAGCAAUGGGAGGCCAUCAUAGCGGACAUCCAUAAUACGAAGCUUGGCGAUUCCAUCAUGGGCUUCACGUGCAUCAUCGUCCUACUGCUGAUGAGGCUUCUCCCUCGGAUCAAAUUGGGUCCACCGGACGUAGAAGAUCAAAACCUGUUCCAAAGGAUCGUCAACAAAACGUUGUGGCUCGUGGGUACCGCUCGCAAUGCCAUCAUCGUGGUUGUUUGUGGCUCCAUCGGAUUCGCUUUCUACAACAAUGGCCAGGAACCGUUCAAAAUGAUUGGCGACGUACCGAAGGGUUUGCCGUCCUUCCAGGUUCCUCCUUUCUCCGUCCCGGAAAUUACAGAAAUCGGCCAAAAGGCCGAAAGUUUCAGUGAUAUGUUGAGCAACCUUGGCUCCAUGUUGAUUGUAAUCCCGCUGAUCGCCCUACUGGAGGACAUCGCCAUUUGCAAAGCUUUCGCAAAUGGAAAACCAGUGGAUGCUACGCAGGAGCUGAUUGCCAUUGGCACAUCAAACGUGGCCAACUCAUUCUUUCAAGCCUACCCGGGCACGGGUGCCCUUUCGCGAGGGGCCGUCAACAACGCCAGCGGCGUUCGAACUCCGUUCGGUGGACUCUACACCGGCAUCCUGGUAAUUCUGGCGCUACUUUUCUUCACCCCGUACUUUUUCUACAUCCCGAAAGCUGCCCUGGCAGCGAUCAUUAUCGCCGCGGUAGUUUUCAUGGUUGAGGCUCGCGUGGUGAAGCCCAUGUGGCGCAGUAAGAAGGCCGAUCUGAUCCCCGGGAUAGCGGCCUUUAUCGCAUGUUUGGCUCUUCCGAUCGAGUACGGAAUCCUGGUCGGCAUUGGACUGAACAUCCUCUUCAUCCUGUACCACGCCGCCCGUCCAAAGAUCCACAUGGAUCAGAUGAUCACCCCCUGCGGAAUCAAAUACCUAAUGCUAACGCCCGAUCGAAGCCUGAUUUUCCCCUCAUCGGACUUUGUCCGAAAUCUAAUCAACAAGCAUGGGUUGAAAAAUCAAACCCCAGUUGUGAUAGACUGCACGCACAUCUACGGGGCGGACUUUACCGCCGCUCAGGUCAUCGACACGCUGAUCAAGGACUUCAAGAGUCGCAACCAGAUGCUGCUGUUCCUUAACCUCAAACCUUCGGUUUGUGGGGUAUUCGAAGGUGCCGACCUGGAGUAUCGGGUUUUCUACGACAUCGAACAGCUGGACAAAGCCAUUCAGGAGAUUCGACGCAAAAGCUUCCAGGUGUAA
Sabethes cyaneus is the source of this 1986-nucleotide messenger RNA. Its product is annotated as sodium-independent sulfate anion transporter-like. Gene Ontology annotation, molecular function: sulfate transmembrane transporter activity. The transcript has 5 exons. Gene Ontology annotation, biological process: transmembrane transport. The record is from RefSeq and is a predicted model, not a curated record. Lineage: Eukaryota; Metazoa; Arthropoda; Insecta; Diptera; Culicidae. Gene Ontology annotation, cellular component: membrane. Bases 1 to 1986 code for a protein of 661 amino acids.